AGGCAGUGAAGUGUGCCUCCCGCACAGAGGGGGAUGCUGAGAUGAUGCAACCAGAGGAGGGGACAGAGGAUCAUCCGGCUGCUGCCAACACAGAGGGGCUGACAUCUGAAACCGAUGCUGCCUGCUGUCUAAAGUUGUGGAUUAGUGAAGUCUUAGAGACUUCAAAUGAACGUUCAUCGGAUAUUUAUCAGUCUGUCAAACGGAAAAAUUAGGAGAACCGCAGAUUGAGCUGUAAAUGUAUUGGCAUCAGAGAGCUCAGUAUGAAGAAGUCGGUCCGGCCAGUGGUGAGUAAAGUGAGCGGGGAUCGAGGGAAGGCAGAGGCCACGGCUACCACUGGGACUGGAAAGCCUGCAACCAAGACUGGCACUUCAGCGUCUCUCUCUAAGGUGAAAAGCAAUGAUGAUGAUCUUGUAACAGCUAUGGCUGGUGGGAAUCCUACAUCAAGUAAUGCUGUUACCAAGGCCAAGAGGACUGCCUCCAUUGGGACUUCUGCUAGCAACCUAGACAGCAAGCCAAAGACAACAUCAGGUACUUCAUCCAAGCGUACAACAUCUUCAAUUUCCAAGGAGCCAAAUUCAUCACGGGAUCGCCUUAGGACAUCCAGGACCUCAGCCAAUAAGAAGCAGCUGGCGUCUGGGACUGUAGCUGGGGAUGUGGCCUCUGGGAAGCGUUCUCGCAGCCAAGUCCUGGCAGAGUCUGAGGUCCGUAUGAGCAAAUCUAAAUCAGACGGCCAGAUCAGUGAUAAGGUAGCUUUGGAGGCCAAAGUGAAAGACCUGUUGGGUUUGGCUAAAAGCAAAGAUGUGGAGAUCCUUCAUCUGCGCAGUGAGUUGAGAGACAUGAGGGCACAGCUUGGUUUGGGAGGGAAUGAAUCACCGCCACAGGAAGCAGCUGAGGAGGAAGAGAAGCCCCAUGUUUCAGCCAUCACAGCAGCUGAUGUGGAGUCCACUCUGAUUCUCUUACAAGAGCAGAACCAGGCCAUCAGAGAGGAGCUCAACCUGCUUAAGAGUGAGAACCGAAUGCUAAAAGAUCGGCUCAAUGCGCUGGGCUUCUCUUUGGAGCAGAGAUUGGAUGGUUCUGACAAGCUGUUCAGCUACGCCUCCCUGAGCCCGGACUUGGCUGCAAGCAGUGGGCAGAGUGAUGGUGGGGGAACGGGUACGCUGGCCUCCUCAGUGGAAGGAUCAGCCCCUGGUUCACUGGAGGAUCUGCUCACGGGACACCAGCAUGGAGGCUCUGCAGACAACCUCGACAGUGAAUCUAGUGAGGUCUACCAAGCCGUCACAUCCAGUGAUGAUGCUCUGGACGCCCCCUCUGGAGCUUCCUCAUCAUCUGAGUCAGAAUGCGCACCCAGCAGAGAGCGCUCGCGGAGGGGCAGCAGUGGCAACGCCAGCGAGGUGUCUGUGGCCUGUCUGACGGAGCGCAUACACCAGAUGGAAGAGAACCAGCACAGCACUGCCGAGGAGCUCCAGGCCACAUUACAGGAGCUGGCUGACCUGCAACAAAUUACCCAGGAGCUCAACGGAGAGAAUGAGCGGUUAGGGGAAGAAAAGGUGAUCCUCAUGGACUCCCUGUGCCAGCAGAGUGACAAGCUUGAGCUCUAUGGUCGACAGAUUGAGUACCUGCGAUCCCUGCUGGAUGAGCAUCACAUAUCGUACGUGCUAGAGGAGGACAUCAAGAGUGGCCGCUACAUGGAGCUGGAGCAGCGCUACGCAGACUUGGCAGAUAAUGCCCGCUUUGAGAGAGAGCAGCUGCUGGGGGUUCAGCAGCACCUGUCCAAUACACUGAAGAUGGCUGAGCAGGACAACGCCGAGGCCCAGGAGAUGAUUGGAGCACUGAAGGAGAGAAACCACCAGAUGGAGCGCAUCAUGGAGUCGGAGAGACAGGGUCGAGCUGCCAUGGCGGCCGCACUUGAGGAGUACAAGACGGCCGUGAGCAAUGACCAGGCGGAGCUGAGCCGCUGCAGAGCACAGCUGGACCAGGAGAGGCAGAGGGUGGCCGAGCUGUACUCUCUUCAUACAGCGGGGGACAAAAAUGACAUCUGCCAGCUGCUGGAAGGAGUACGUCUGGGGAAAGAAGAGGCUGAGGCCAAGGCGGCAAAGUUGCAGGAGGACCUUGAACAAACCCACAGUGACCUCACCCGGAUGCAGGAGACAUUUAGUAAGCUGGACAGGGAAUACAGAGACUUCCAGGAGCAGGUGCAGCAGCAGAUGGCCGAGCAGGAGCGCACGCUGGAGAAGCAGCGGGUGGAUCUACAGGAGAAAGAGACUGAGAUCGCAGACAUGAAGGAAACCAUCUUUGAGCUGGAGGAUGAGGUGGAGCAGCACCGAGCUCUCAAACUCCAUGACAACCUCAUCAUCACAGACCUAGAGAACUCUGUGAAGAAGCUGCAGGACCAGAAGCAUGACAUGGAGAGAGAGAUAAAGAUUCUUCACCGCAGACUGAGGGAGGAGUCGAUGGAGUGGCGUCAAUUCCAGGCUGAUCUGCAGACGGCCGUUGUCAUUGCUAAUGACAUCAAAUCCGAAGCACAGGAGGAGAUCGGAGAUUUGCGGCGUCGGCUGCAGGAAGCCCAGGAGAAGAAUGAGAAGCUGAGCAAAGAGCUGGACGAGGUCAAGAGCCGCAAGCAGGACGAGGAGAGAGGCAGAGUGUAUAACUACAUGAACGCAGUGGAGAGGGACCUGGCCGCUCUCAGACAGGGCAUGGGUCUCAGCCGGCGAUCCUCCACCUCCUCUGAGCCCUCCCCCACUGUCAAAACGCUCAUCAAGAGCUUUGACAGUGCCUCACAAGGUCCACCUUCCAACGGUGCCUCUGUGACUCCGACAGCCUCGGCUACCCCGCUGCCCCGCACCCCCCUCAGCCCCAGUCCCAUGAAAACCCCUCCGGCAGCUGCUGUUUCACCCAUACAGAGACACUCCAUAAGUGGGUCCAUGUCGGCAGCCAAGCCGCUAUCCUCCCUGAGUGAUAAGAGGCCCAGUUACACAGACAUCACCAUGCCAGCUGAGCACCUUCUCAGGGGAGCGUCGGCUAGCCGACCUCCGUCUGCCCUCCAGAGGGUCUCCAACAUGGACUCCACCAAAGCAAUCUCAGCAGUGUCCCGCCGGAGCAAUGAGGAGAUAAAAAGGGACAUGUCUGCUUCAGAUGGUGCCUCCUCCACCUCCCUGAUGGCUAUGAGUGCUGCCUCCUCCCCACUCUCACUGUCCUCCUCCUCCCCCACCGCUUCCAUCACCCCCACAGCACGCAGCCGCCUAAGAGAAGAGAGAAAGGACCCGCUGUCAGCACUGGCCAGAGAGUACGGGGGCUCCAAGAGAAACGCUCUGCUAAAGUGGUGCCAGAAGAAGACUGAGGGUUAUCAGAACAUUGAUAUCACAAACUUCAGCAGCAGCUGGAAUGAUGGUCUGGCCUUCUGCGCUGUGCUCCACACAUACCUGCCUGCACACAUCCCCUACCAGGAGCUCACCAGCCUGGAGAAGAGGAGAAACUUCACCUUAGCUUUCCAGGCAGCAGAGAGUGUGGGCAUCAAAUGCACUUUGGACAUAAAUGAGAUGGUGCACACAGAGAGGCCGGACUGGCAGAGUGUCAUGACUUAUGUCACAGCCAUCUACAAGUACUUUGAGACCUGACUUCACCGUCUCACCCAUUCUGCUCGUGCAGCACGAUCAGAGCCACGCAAGCUAGCCCCCUGACCACCUGUCCCCCACACCACAGCAACAUCCAGUCACGCUGCAUGUUGAUCCUGAGUAUUUAGCAACACUAAAGGCGGACCAGAACCUCACUGGUCACACACAGCUCCUCCAUCCUCCCAGCGCAGCAAUGAAGGUGCUUUGUGUAGAGUCAUAAUCCAAGGGCUUGUAAUGUCUACUGUCACACUUGUAAGCCAUGAGAAGUAACUCUUAUGAAAGCCUGGUGAGCCAAGUAUGAACUGAGCAGCAAUGAAAGGUCAAAGAAACCAAGUCUCAGUGCCUUUUACAUGGCUGUUAAUGGCAAAUAAUAUUCCUGGGGAAUGGGGGGAAUUCUCACAGAUUUGGCUUUCUUUGGAAGUUGUUGUCAUAAACUGACAUGUAUUUUCUUUUGUUGGUUGUGAAUAUUUGGUGGAAGACAUCAGCAUCUCCAGAACAACAAACCAAAACUCGGUGAUGUUGGAAUUCCCCCCAAAGUCCUGAAAAUUCCCUCUGAAAGGAAUUCAGACAGACUCAGCCCCUUUGCACCAAGUCUUCCAGACGUUAUAGUACGAUACAGAUGCCUCAGUUUCAAUAGAUCAAGUGCCUGUGUGAGUUUUGAUGCAGGAGGCCGGGACUUGAGCUCUCUCUAUGGGCCAGUCCUCCACAGAAGCAGUGUCUUGUCACUACAGUUUGUAAAGCUAAACACUUGAGGAGUGGUUGCCAAAUAUAUUUCAGAGCCUUUUGAUUGUUGAUUCCUGGCUUAUUGACCAUCAGCUGCUGCAGACAGCAUCUAGUCAUGUGUGGCAGUUUGCUUUUCAAAUACAGAAAUAUGCUAUGUUCUGCAACACUACUACACAUUUUGUUAAACCACACUAACACUCAUUCAUUCACUAAUAUUCAUUUGAUGUGUGUGAGUUGAACACUGAACUGUAUAAUGUGAGUGUUUUCAUUUUGUUGGGCCUGCAUUUGCCAUCUUGCACUGCUUGACUUAUUUCAUUAGGCACAUACAGCACACGGCAUCGUUUCAUCAUAACCAAAAUAUGAAUGAGUGGCAUUUAGUGUGUUUUGAUAGCUCGCAGAGCCUUAAAACUUUAUCAGCCUGAGGGUUUAAUUAGAAAAUCUGUGUCUCACCCAGGAACUUUAUGCUGGGAAAGUUUGCUCUAGUUUUUGGAAACCAUCAGAGACACAUUCAUAGGUGAAGACACACUUUAGUAGGUCAGUGCAGCAUCCCAUUAAAGAUAUAGUUUAAGUCUGGAAACAGUGAAGCACGGUUUUCUCUGCAGGUGACAAAACCCACCUAGCAACACCUCUAAAGCUCCCUAAUUGAUAUAUCUCAGACAGUCAGCGAAGACUGUAGUCUUUACAGUUUUAUGUUCAAAUUAAACAAGAUACAACAUGUUAAUUAGUGAGCUUUAGAAGUGCUGGUAGACAGAUUUGUUACCUUUUUUGCUGUUUGUCCCCGUUUCCACUCUCUAUGCUAAGCUAAGCUAAGCUAAUAAACUGCAGGCUCUAGCUCCAUAUUUAGCCUCCAGACGUGAGGACACGACAUUGUCCGUCUGCUCAUCAAACAUAUGACAAGAAAGCAAAUAAGCACUUAUGAAAAUGUCAAACUUUAAUAUCAAAUCAAAUCAAA
Messenger RNA from Scatophagus argus, 5286 nucleotides. It is a transcript of the gene specc1la, whose product is annotated as sperm antigen with calponin homology and coiled-coil domains 1-like a. The transcript has 16 exons. Lineage: Eukaryota; Metazoa; Chordata; Actinopteri; Scatophagidae. The coding region runs from base 261 to 3614 and encodes 1117 amino acids. Gene Ontology annotation, cellular component: microtubule organizing center; filamentous actin. Gene Ontology annotation, molecular function: protein binding. Gene Ontology annotation, biological process: actin cytoskeleton organization. The record is from RefSeq and is a predicted model, not a curated record.